This is a messenger RNA of Entrophospora sp. SA101, 1158 nucleotides long. Lineage: Eukaryota; Fungi; Glomeromycota; Glomeromycetes; Entrophosporales; Entrophosporaceae. The record is from the annotation of a GenBank genome assembly.
AUGAAGGAUUUGAUGGAGGAAAAGGUAGACCUAACAAAGGAUUUAAUGCAGGAACUAGCAGAUGUAAAGGAAAAAAAAGAAUGCGAAAAAUCAGAACUAACAAAGGAUUUAAUGCAGAAACUAGCAGAUGUAAAGGAAAAAAAAGAAUAUGAAAAAUCAGAACUAACAAAGGUUUUAAUGCAGAAACUAGCAGAUGUAAAGGAAAAAAAAGAAUGUGAAAAAUCAGAACUAACAAUGGAUUUAAUGCAGAAACUAGCAGAUGUAAAGGAAAAAAAAGAAUACAAAAAAUCAGAACUAUCAAAUAGUAUUACGAAUUUUAAGAAUGAUAUCAAAUACCGCACUGAACUUCUUUUACAAUCAAAAAGGAUGUGUAAUGUGAGAGGUGCCUUAGAGUUCAUCAGAUCAAUGAUUCAAUUGCAGGAUAAAACUACCUCAUUUUGUGAUCCUACAGACAGUGAUUUAAUGAAAUUGGCACAAGAUGCAAAGUUUGUGUCAUAUUUAAAACAAAUAUGUUUAGCUAAUAAUUCUCAAUACAAAGAUGUAGAAAAGUGUAUGGGUGGUCUUUACCAUACUGUAUCAAAACAAUUACAUGGCCAUGAUAAGAAUAUUGAAAUCCAUGCACAGGACUGGAGUGUGAAUGAAGUACUAGCACUAGGUGCUCUUUUUCAUUAUUAUAAUAUUCCAUAUUAUUAUUAUGAUGAAGAGGGACAAUUAACUGAAUACCCUUACAUUUUGCAAAAUAAUGACCAUGGACAUGGAACACGUGUAGCUGCCUUAGUUGGUGGAAAAACAUUUGGUGUAGCAAGAAAAAGUAACCUGAUAGCAGUCAAAGUGUUAAAUAGCUCAGGUAGUGGAACUAUGGCAGAUGUUUUGAGUGCAUUAACAUUUGUAUUGAAUCAACACAAAUCCUGCUCUAAUAAGAAAACAGUGGUUAAUAUGUCACUUGGUGGACCACUGUCACAAGCACUAAAUGCUGCUCUAGAAGCUCUUACUAAGGCUGGUAUACAUGUGGUAUUAGCAGCUGGUAAUAGUAAUACAGAUGCAUGUUCACAAUCACCAUCAUCUGUUCCAUCAGCAAUCACAGUUGGUACACCAGUUACCAAUUCAUUAAAUAAACAAAUAUCAGCAUUGAAAAGUAUACAAGUUCAAAAUAAAUAA